UGUUGCUCCUAGACGUUUCCACUUUACAUUAACAGCACUUACAGUUGACUACCCCCUAACUCCCAAAACCUGACCCCUACCCCCUAACCUUUAGACUGGAGGGAGAGUGAUGGUCGUGAGCCCAGGAGAAGAGGGCACAUAGAGGCUAUGGAGCGCUUGCUGCAACAGGUCCGCGCUACACACACACACUACAGCUGCGGAGACACAUCAAAGCUCCAGAACCCAAGCCGUAAGCAGUCCGUUUCCAGAAGUCUCAAGCACCUGUUUAACUCUUCAAACAAGUUCGUCAAGACACUCAAAAGGGGGGUUUACCUGGCGGCAGUGUUUUACCACAAAGACAGUGUUCUGGUGACCACAGAGGACCAGAUCCCUAUAGUGGAGGUGGAUGACUCCUAUGGCAGCUCUCUCAUGCAGGACUUCCUCUGGUUCACUAAGUUGUCAUGUAUGUGGGAGGAUGUGCGGUGGCUGAGACAGAGUAUGUCUGUCUCCAUGUCCUCCUCCUCCACUCUACAGGCCAGACAGAAGAUGCUGUCUGCCGCUGGGCAACUACAGAAUCUGUUAGGCACACACAACCUGGGGCGUGUCCACUACGAGCCCAUCAAGGAUCGUCAUGGUAAUGUAUUGUUAUUGACGAUCAGGGACAUGGAAAGCCAGUACUCCUUCUUCAAUGGGAAGUGGAUGCAGGUGUCCAAGCUACAGAGCCAGAGGAAGAGUCUGUCCACACCUGAAGAACCCUACGCGCUGGACAUACUGCUAAUAACCAUACAGGACAUCUUGGCCUACCAGAGGCGUAGCCAGCAUCGCCUGGUCCCAGGUCUGUACCUGGGCUACCUGAAGCUCAGCAGCUCUGUAGACCAGAUCAGGGUGCUGGUACCACAGAGGAUGCCCAACAUGCUGUGCCACGCGCGGAUACGAGACAACGCCAAUGUCUCCAGGGAGGAGUGGGACUGGCUGCAGAGACUGUCAACCCUAGAGGAUGGAGAGGAGAGACCGGCGAGAGAGAGAGAGGAGCAGAUCAAAUAACAGACAGUAACACACCGCUCCUCUACUACGAGCUACAGACUUCCCUCAAGGCCCUGCUCAAACUCAUCAACCUACCUCUGCACCAGGCCAAGCACUUCCGUAUCUACACUCACGAGGUGUUGGAGUUGGGUCAUAAUGUUUCCUUUCUGCUGCUGCUGCGGCUG
This is a messenger RNA of Oncorhynchus tshawytscha (Chinook salmon), 1187 nucleotides long. RefSeq names its product ankyrin repeat and fibronectin type-III domain-containing protein 1-like. The record is from RefSeq and is a predicted model, not a curated record. Gene Ontology annotation, biological process: regulation of establishment of bipolar cell polarity; establishment of mitotic spindle orientation. Bases 148 to 1023 code for a protein of 291 amino acids. NCBI's taxonomy places the organism in Eukaryota, Metazoa, Chordata, Actinopteri, Salmoniformes, Salmonidae. Gene Ontology annotation, cellular component: spindle. The transcript has 8 exons.